GAGAGAGGAGGGAGUGGGACCCGGAUUCUGAUGCAAAUAAGGCAAAGGAAGAGGAGAGAGAAUAUAUCGAUUUACGGCAAGAAAAGCAAACGGACUAUAAACGGGGAGGCCCUCUCAGGCAACGUGUGCAAUUAUAUAAAAAUGAGUAUAUCUAGUAAAAUGUCAAUACAUAUGUAGUUAUUUUUCACUAGCAAAUCGUUGAAUGAUUGAAAUUGGAACCGGCAAGGGAGACACGCCAAAGGAGAGAGAGAAGAUGCUAUGAUACGCCUACUGGCAGUGAUAGAGCGUGAGGGAGGGAGGGAGGGAGGGAGGGGGUGAUACGGUAAAGAUGGUUGUUUUGCAAGGGGUGCAUCUUUCUUCAAAACAAAUCGCUACAAUGUAGCUGUUGGACGUAACAUAUAUUUUCACUUUACAAAGAAACUUCAAAAUGAUCCGAUUUUGACAGACGUGGAUAGAUACAGGCUAACCACAGUGUGUGGCAGCACUUGUUCAGCUAACUCGAAGAAAACAUGCUGCUCCACUUGUGAUAACCGGCCUGACAGUGAAUACCAUUUACGUCAGUCUGUCUGCAUUGAACUAUAAGGACGUUUUAUGUUGCAAUACAUUGUUUGAAUGAAUGGAUGUAGCAGGUUGAAUAUAGACAAUAAAUGGUGCAGUCAACACGAACGUUGAUAAAUAUCUAUAAAUUAUUGUUGCUGUCAAACUGAAAUAGCUAUUAGUACUUGUUAUGCUAUGUGGAUUGACCAAUGUAUCAUAAACGAAGCUAGUUAAAACCUGAAAACUGACAUAUAGACCAACCAUGUUAUCAAUCUUGUCAUACUUGUUAACAUGAUAGGUGUCGCUAUUUUGAGUUUAGGCUAGUGCAGAACAUGAUAUUUGUGUCGGCAAUCCAUUUACUCAGCGGGUUAUUGUUCGGUUUCAAUAUAAGGCGUCUAUAUUCACUAAGAAGUAAAACCUCACAAAUCGGUGGAGGUAGUAGGUUUUGUCUGGGAAGGUGAAAUAUAUCCCACAAUUCUUAAUUCAGGAUUUAUCCUGCCUUUAACUCAGACUGGAGUUAUAGGUCUACAUCUCAAAGUAGCAUAGCAAUCUUUUCCUAACCAUUACUUGCCAUUGUUAUACAGACUUCCUUUUUUUAUUUGGGGACAAUAAUUCGUGAAAUUCACCAAGAUAUAGAGCUAGUUAUCAACAUUGGUCACUCAUAAGUUGUAGUCAAUAGUUAGAGCAGUAUGAGUAAGGAACUGUCACUAAGUCAGACAGCUCAAUAUGUUGGGCCAUAUCGAAUGGAAAAAACACUGGGAAAGGGCCAGACAGGUGAGUUCUGAAUUGUUCGGCUCAAAGUGGCUCACUUGUAAAUAAUAAUGUGUUUGUCUGUGUUUAUCAUGGGAUGGAAGGCUGGAUGACAGGUGGGUGGGUGAAUAGAUAGAUGGAUGUAAUAUACACUCACCGGCCCGUUUAUUAGGUACACCCAUCUAGUACAGAGUUGGCCUCCAGAACAGCCUGAAAUCUUCUGGGAAUGGAUUAUACAAGUCGGAAAUGUUCCACAGGGAAGUUGGUCCAUGCUGACGCGAUGGCAUCACACAGUUGCUGCAGAUUGGACGGCGGUACACCACCGCCUGUACCGUUGACACCAGGCAAGAUGGGUCCAUGGACUCAUGCUGCUUACAUCAAAAUCCUGACUGCCCUCAGCAUGACGCAACAUAAACUGGGAUUCCUCCUCAGUAGUCCAGUGUUGGUGAUGGCGUGCCCACUGGAGCUGUUGCUUCUUGUUUUUAGCUGAUAGGAGUGGAACCCGGGGGUGGUCGUCUGCUGCAAUAGCCCUUCCGGAUUGACGAGUUGUGCAUUCAGAGAUGCCGUUCUGCACACCACUGUUGUUCUGAGACAUUAUUUGUCUGUUUGUGGCAAGCCUGUUAACUUGCACGAUUCUUGUAAUUCUCCUUUAACACCUCUCAUCAACAAGUUGUUUUCACCCACAGGACUGACUGUCAGACUGCCGCUGACUGGAUGUAUGUUUUUCUUCUUCGACAUUCUCUGUAAACCCUAGACACUGUCAUGCGUGAAAAGCCCAGGAGGGCGGCCGUUUCUGAGAUACUGGACCCGGCAAGCCUAGCACCAACGAUCAUACCGCACUCAGUCACUUAGGCUUGGUGAAGCUUGGAGUUCACUGCAUUACAGGACAGAAGGUGGCCAUCAAAAUAGUCAACAGGGAGAAGCUGUCAGAGUCAGUUCUGAUGAAGGUGGAGAGGGAGAUUGCCAUCCUGAAGCUGAUUGAGCAUCCGCAUGUGUUGAAGCUGCAUGACGUUUACGAGAAUAACAAAUAUCUGUACCUGGUGUUAGAGCAUGUGUCAGGAGGGGAGUUAUUUGACUAUCUGGUGAAGAAAGGUAGGCUGACACCUAAAGAGGCCAGGAAGUUCUUCCGACAAAUCAUAUCGGCCCUGGACUUCUGUCACAGUCAUUCUAUCUGUCACAGAGACCUGAAGCCGGAGAACCUGCUCCUGGAUGAGAAGAACGACAUCCGCAUCGCAGACUUCGGCAUGGCCUCCCUACAGGUGGGGGACAGCCUGCUGGAGACCAGCUGUGGAUCCCCACACUAUGCCUGUCCAGAAGUGAUCCGGGGAGAAAAGUAUGAUGGUCGCAGGGCAGAUGUGUGGAGCUGUGGAGUCAUCCUUUUUGCUCUGCUGGUGGGCGCCCUACCAUUUGACCAUGACAACUUACGUCAGCUCCUUGAGAAGGUGAAGAGCGGGGUGUUUCACAUGCCUCACUUCAUCCCACCAGACUGCCAGGCACUGCUCAAAGGCAUGAUCGAGGUUGACCCCGACAAGAGACUUAAGCUAGAGGCCGUCCAGAAGCACUCCUGGUAUCAGUCGGGUCAAAACGAGCCAUGUCCCGAGCAGCCCCCUCCCAGGCAUGUGUGCAUGGGGCGCAUCCUGUGUUUGACCGAGCUGGACCCGGACGUGCUGGACAGCAUGCACUCUCUGGGCUGCUUUAGAGACAGCGGGAAACUCACGUGCAAUCUGCAGUGUGAAGAAGACAACCAGGAGAAGAUGAUCUACUAUCUCCUGUUGGACAGGAAGGAGCGUUACCCCAGUUACGAGGAUGAAGAUCUGCCACCCCGUAUUGACGUAGCGGACCCCCCUCGUAAGCGUGUGGACUCUCCCAUGCUGACACGUCACAGCCACUGCCGCCCGGAGAGAAAGAGUCUGGAGGUGUUGAGUGUGACCGAGCAGGGGUCUCCCACCCCACCACGCAGGGCCCUGGACACGGCCGCAAACAGCCAGAGGUCUCGCUCAGUCAGUGGGGCGUCCACCGGCCUUUCCUCCAGCCCUCUCAGCAGUCCCAGGUCCUAUCAGAGCCCCGUCUUCACGUUUAGCCAAUCAGACGUCACCUCCGCCACCCCUCACACUAAGGACCCAUCCAAAGCAGGAAGGGCUACCACUUCUCGGCCGGCCCGAGCUCUCGACAAACCCAAAGCGUCGCAGAACCCUAAAACCCAGACCCUGCCCACCCCCACCAAGGGUGGCCGGCCCCACCUCCAACCCAUCAUGUCCAUCCCCAUCCACAACUCACCCUCCUGCUCACACUCGCCCCUCCUCUCGCCCAUCCCCCGCUUCUUCUUCCCCUCUCCCUCCAUGCUCAAGUCGGUCACUAAGAGCUUUUACCCCAACUCUGCCCACUCUGUGUCACAGGUUACUCCUCUGCCAACCCCCAUGGGCACCCCCGUCCACCACCCCUCCUCCACCCCUCGCUCUAACUCCUCCUCCUCGUCCUCCUCCUUGCGGGUGGAGGGAGGCGGAGGGGUGGGCUCCCUGUCCCUGACUCCUCCCUCCAGCCCCGGAGGGGGCGGCAUGGCAGCUAGCAGCUCCGCCCACUGGAGGACCCGGCUCAACUCAUUCAAGAACAACCUGCUGGGCUCGCCCCGCUUCCACCGCCGCAAGAUGCAGGUGCCCACAUCAGAGGAUAUGUCCAGGCUGACCCCUGAGUCCAGCCCUGAGCUGGCUAAGAAGUCAUGGUUUGGGAACUUCGUCAGCCUGGAGAAGGAGGAGCAGAUCUUUGUGGUGAUCAGAGACAAGCCGCUGAGCUCUGUGAAAGCAGACAUCGUCCACGCCUUCCUCUCUAUCCCCUCCCUCAGCCACAGCGUCAUCUGCCAGACCAGCUUCAGGGCCGAGUACAAGACUUCCUGCGGCCCCUCCGUCUUCCAGAAGCCUGUUAAGUUCCAGGUGGACAUUGCCUUCUCCGUGGGAGAGAGAGAGCGAGAUAGGGAGAAAACCGAGAGGGAAGGCAAGAGAGAGACAGGCAUCUACAGUGUGACAUUCACCCUCAUAUCAGGUCCUAGUCGCAGGUUCAAACGAGUGGUGGAGACCAUUCAGGCCCAGCUUCACAGCUCCCAUGAUCAGCCCGUGGGGGUCUCUUACCCCUUCCCAGACGAGAAGAACAAUCGGCCCCACGGGACCCCCACUCGCCAGAACUCCCGCCGCUCCGAGGGCGGAGGUGAUCGGUGUGAGUGGGGCGAGAGAGACGAUGGAGGAGGCAUCGGAGGCAGUGGGGGGGUCCUACAACGCAGAGGCUCUGGGAAGGAGAGGACCCAGCUACUGUCCUCCAACGGAACACAGUCCCAACCCUGAGAGAGAGAGAGAGACCAGUCGGGUAGCAGGUGUCCAAACGCCAUUGGGGGAAAAAAGCAGACAAAUUGUCAAACAAAACCUCACACCCUCACAAGCCAUGAUAUAUCUCCCAUUCUGCCCCGAUAAGAUGUCUCAACAAGUUGCUUUAAGCCUGAACACAAGCUGUCGUUUUUUUCUGUGUUGAAAUUUACAUUCAAUUCACUGAAUCAAGCAGGGAUCCAAUCCAGAACAGUUAUAAAACAUUUUUUUAAAUGUCAAAAGGGAUUCAUGGAUGAGCUAGACACAUCAAAGGUCAAACUAGGAACUUUGCAGAAGUUCUAGUUUGCAUGGCAGUUAGCAAGUCAUUGUGCAAAAAUAGUUUUAAAAGUGGCAAUAUGUAACUUUUAGCACGACCUGACCAAAUUCACAUAGAAAUGUGAGUUAUAGAUAUAUCAUUCUUGGAAGCAAGUCUAAGAAGUGGUAGAUCUGUUCUGUGUGCAAUUUCUAUGCUUCCUGUUCUUAAGUUUUGUUUUUUGUUUUUGUGUCUUUUACUUUAGUUUUUUUUACUUCAGCUUCAAGCAGCUGUUUAGAUGGUAACUUUAUUCUCUACACGAUACUAACUUAUUUUGUCACAAACUGAAAUUUGGCAAACUGUUAGUGUUUUAGCAACCAGGAAAUGGCAGAGUGAUAUCUGCAGAGUGCAACUUCACUAUAGAUGAUAAGAUCUGCUAGCGUACCAUGGAUGGUCCCGGAAAUCGAACCCACUAUCCUGGCGUUACAAACGCCAUACUAUACCAACUGAGCUACAGAGGACCAAACCAAUAACUCAAGCCAAAAGAUAAGAACGCUUUUUGUGACGGUCUGAACAAUCUUGUGACGGUUCUCAAAAAUACAGAACUCCCCCCUCCCCUUUCCCUUUACCGCUCAGCAGCAAAGGAAACCUGAUGAAUACCUUGAUGUGCCCAACAUUGUACAUACAUUUACUCAAAAGACAAUGAAAGACGAUGGAGACAUGUAGAACCCUCUUGCUUAUUAUCACAGACCACCCAUUCCAGAAGAUAGAACCUGCUGCCAAUUCAGUGAAUGAGUUUGACAGCACCUAAAGAUCCUGCUUUAAAAUUGAGAAAUUAUGUCCUUGAAAAAAAUACAUGUAAACUUUGUCUUCUGUUGUCAAGAAAUACAAAUUAAGCUAAGUUGAAUGUGAAGAAUGUUUUUUUAUUUAGGUUUAGUUAAGAUGAUUUAUAUAUUGAUUUCAGGGAUGUCGACACUCAGCGAAGAUAUAGGAGAGAAGAAUGACAUCGGGAAGAAUUGACAUCUUGGACAUACAGAAACAUUUUGCACGCCCAAUUUUUCAGUUUUUGAUUUGUUAAAAAAGUAUGAAAUAUCCAAUAAAUGCCGUUCCACUUCA
Molecule: messenger RNA, 6006 nt
Organism: Oncorhynchus mykiss (rainbow trout)
Lineage: Eukaryota; Metazoa; Chordata; Actinopteri; Salmoniformes; Salmonidae
Source: RefSeq, a predicted model, not a curated record